UUUGAUUUAAUUAUAGUACUAUAACAUUCGGCAUAAUAUGUCCAAAAGUAAAACAUUAUUGGGUUUUGAAGACGAAUUUGUAACUGACACCUACAAAGCUCUUUUGAACCAUACCACUAAUAAAAUCGGAGGAAAGCCAGAUUUUCCUAAUGUGAAUAUUGAUAACCCAAAUUGUGAAUUAUGCCGAUUGCCUCUGCUACUGGUAUGCCAAAUUUACGCCCCACUGGAUGUUACUUAUGACAGGACAUUAUAUUUGUUUGGAUGUAUUAACGCCAAGUGUUGGAAUUCUGGUCACAGUUGGACGUGUCUGCGGGUUCAAGUAAAAAAAACGGAUAAUGCAGUCGAUGACGUCACAUGUUCAUCAACAAAAUCGUUUAUUGCGGACUGGUGUGCAGACGCCGAUAAUUGGGGCGAAGACAACAUUGAUGAUAAUUUUGGUCCCGGAAUUAGUUCUAGCACUGUUAUGCAAGAUCCGUUUGUUAUUGGAAUCGCAAAUUUGUCUGUCGGUGAUCCACAGGAUGAGCAAAUUGCGAGCGCCGAAAUUGAUUUGGAGGAAAACGAAUUGGUACGCGUAGACACGCCACCGACGUCGGAAAUUGACAUCGGCAGCCUUCUUCGGGAAUCGGUACCGCCGCCGUUGCCUCCACAAACGUCCAGCCCGGAAUUUUUAUCGUUUUUCUUGUCGGUGUGGGAAGAGGAUUUUCCCCGGGGAUUCGACCAGCAUGCCGAACAAUUAUUGCUCAAGUAUCGCGAGAAAAACGAUUUGAUGCCCGGGGAACAAACCGGCAGCGGCGGGGUAGCCGAAAGCUACGAAAAGAGCUUCCCAGCUCACGGAGAUAAAAUGUUCCAUCAGUUCAUAUCAAAAAUUCGAGAGCAUCCGGGACAAUUAUUGAGGUAUAGUCGCGAAGGCAACCCUCUCCUGCUGUAUCCUCUGAAAAAUGCAACAGACAAUAAAUGUCUUUAUUGUCAAGAGGAAUCAGUGUUUGAGUUUCAGUUGUUGUCUACUAUUAUUCCCAAGCUGCGUUUAACUUUAGACGACCAAGCAUGCGCCAGACUGGAUUUUGGAACCGUUCUAGUUUACACGUGCAAAAACAGCUGCUGGAAGGAGGAUGCAGUUUUUCAAACGGAAACUGUUAUCGUACAACACGAAAAAUAUUAAAUAAAACAUUUUUUCCACUUAAUCCGACUUCCGUAAAUCAUUCAUCCCGUAAUAAAACCGAGUUUUAAUUGGUUUGUGUUUUUUUUUAUUAUUUUCCGACAAAAAUAACGAUUGGCCACACUUUCCCUUAACCAUAGCCCGGUUAUAUAAUUUUGGGUCGAAGCCGUGGGACGAGUUGAAUUGGUGAAGUCGAAAAACGAUUUUUG
Messenger RNA from Cylas formicarius (sweet potato weevil), 1365 nucleotides. It is a transcript of the gene trus, whose product is annotated as programmed cell death protein 2-like. The coding region runs from base 38 to 1159 and encodes 373 amino acids. NCBI's taxonomy places the organism in Eukaryota, Metazoa, Arthropoda, Insecta, Coleoptera, Brentidae. The record is from RefSeq and is a predicted model, not a curated record. Gene Ontology annotation, cellular component: cytoplasm. The transcript is spliced from 5 exons.